Molecule: messenger RNA, 2115 nt
Organism: Dictyostelium discoideum AX4
Lineage: Eukaryota; Evosea; Eumycetozoa; Dictyosteliales; Dictyosteliaceae
Exons: 3
Coding region: 1-2115 (704 amino acids)
Source: RefSeq, a predicted model, not a curated record
AUGCCAAGUAAAGAAUUUAUUAUUCCAUUAAUUUUAUUAUGUUUUUAUUCAGUAAAUGGAUUUGUAGCAGUAAUAUCAUCAUUGGUAGAAUUAUUUAUACACAAAGCAUCAUGGAACUCAAUCAAAAUAUUUUUUUAUAGUCUAUUAAUUUUACAAUGUUUAUGUAGAUGUAUUAUUAUUGGUUGGGGAAUGAUCGAAACUGUUCAAGGUGGUGAAUUUUAUAGUAAUUUUCCAUCAUUAUUAUUUAUUUCAUAUGCUGGUUUAGUCGCAUUACAAAUGAUUCAAUUUUUACCAAAUGAUAAUCAAUAUUUAUUAUUAUCAGAAGGUAAAAAAAAUAAUCAUAAAGUUAAAGUUGGAACCAACAUUUUAAUAUUUUUUAAUUUAUUUAUGUAUUUUGGAAUGUUUUUAUUAUUUGGAAUUGCAGAGAAACAAGUUGGAAAUUCAACUAGUUUUAAUCAUCAUGGUAAUCAUAAUUCUACAACAUCUACAUCAACUGAUGAAAUACCUUUGGUUUCAACAGAAGUUGGAGAAUUAUAUCUUUUUGGUGACAAAGAUCCAAUUUAUAUUGUAUUGGAUUGUUUUUAUUUUGUAUGUUUAUUAUUAUUAUUAAUUUUUCAUUCUUAUGUUGGUUGGAAAACUUAUAAAAGAAAUAAAGAUUUAUUUGGUAUAAAAUUAAAUGUAAUUCAUUUAAUUUUAUUAAUUUGUAUAUUUAUUAGAUCAUUAUUAGUAAUAAUUGAUCCAUCAUCACCAAAUAAUUCAAUAUUACAUAUUGAUACAGAAUCAUGGUUAAUUUAUAUUUAUACUAUAUCAUAUUAUGUAGUUGGUGAGAUUAUACCGGGAAUGUUGUUGAUAGUGAUUGAAUUUCUAUUACCAUAUCAUAAAAGAAAAGAUUUUAUAAAUAUUGGUGGAGAAUUAUCAAGUUAUCAAGAUGUUUGGAAAUCAGAGAAUAUUGCAAUUCAUGAAUUGCUAGGAAUGGGUGGUAGUGGUGCUAUGGUGCAUAAAUGUACCGUAAAGAAAGGUCCAUUACGUGGUGGUACUUUUGCAGUGAAAGUAAUGAAAGAUUGUACAAAUGAAGAUAUUGAAUCGUUAGAGAAUGAAAUUAGAGUCUAUGAAAAACUAAAGUCACCCUAUAUCGUCUCCUAUCAAGGUUCAAGUAAAGUCGUUGGUUCAAGUGGUCAAAUCUUUGAGAUUCGACUAUUCAUGGAAUACAUCCCACAUACAUUAGAUAAAUAUCUAUUAGCAAGGUCAGUUUGUGGUGAUUCAAAUGGUGGUGGUUCAAGUAGAAAUUUAAAAAAUUAUUUUUUACACAUGCAAGAAUAUCAAUCUUCACCACAAUCUUCAAUUUCAUAUUAUCAGAAUAAUAAUAAUAAUAAUAACAAUUCACCAUUAAUACAACCACAACAACAACAACAAUAUGUCUAUCCAUAUUAUUUUAGAUAUAGUCAAGUUGUUUGGUAUUUAUAUCAAAUUUCAAUUGGUUUGGAUAAUUUACAUGCAAAUAAAAUUGCUCAUAGAGAUUUAAAAUCAAAUAAUAUUUUUGUAACUUUAUCAGAGAGUGAAGUUAAAAUUUGUAAAAUUGGUGAUUUCGAUAUCUCUAGAUCUUUUAAUAAUCCAAAAGUUUUAAAUGUUUUAUCAAAUCCAACAGCUUUACAACAACAAAAAUUAAAUAAUUUCUUUCAAUCAGCAACAACAACAACAACAACAGAACAAACAACAGAGCCAAUAGAGGUAGCAGCAACAACAACACCUCAAACAAUUCAUUCAGCAUUUCAACAUGAUAUUUUAUCUUUUGGUUUUAUUGUUUUAGACUUUUUAACUUUAUCAAACUAUAGUUGUUUUGACUCAAAAUUUGAUACUUCAAACUACUAUGAUGAUGAUAAAUUCAAUAAUAAAUCAAAUACAAAAAUUAAAAAACCAGAUUUACCAGAUUAUAUAAAAAAAGAUGAAAAACUUUGGGAACCUGUCAUUCAACUUUAUAAAAGUUGUACAUCUGAUGAUCCAAAUAAACGACCUUCUUCACUUGGUGUUAAAUUUCAUUUAGCCAAUCUUUAUAAAGAUAUUAUAGAGUCUGGCACUGAAGUUUGGUCAAUUGAAAAAGAUUCUUCAAGUAAAUGA